This is a messenger RNA of Puccinia triticina, 4968 nucleotides long. RefSeq lists its product as uncharacterized. The transcript has 15 exons. NCBI's taxonomy places the organism in Eukaryota, Fungi, Basidiomycota, Pucciniomycetes, Pucciniales, Pucciniaceae. Gene Ontology annotation, cellular component: myosin complex; actin cytoskeleton; vesicle. Bases 1 to 4968 code for a protein of 1655 amino acids. Gene Ontology annotation, molecular function: actin filament binding; microfilament motor activity; ATP binding. The record is from RefSeq and is a predicted model, not a curated record. Gene Ontology annotation, biological process: vesicle transport along actin filament; actin filament organization.
AUGGAACUGACAGUCUCGUUAGACUCCUAUACGAAGGGUACCAGAGCGUGGUUUCCAGAUAAAGAUGAAGGUUGGCUUAGUGCCGAGUUACAAGAAAAGGACAUCUCGGCCAAUGGAUCGAUCAAACUACUGUUCAUAGACGACAACGGUAAAGAAAGACAAGUCACAACAACCACCGACCAGGUCCAAAAAACAAGAGGUGCAGAUCUGCCACCUCUGAGGAACCCUCCACUUCUCGAAGCAACCGAAGAUUUGACAAACUUGUCCUACCUAAAUGAACCGGCGGUUCUGCAUACUAUCCGGACACGUUACACGACGGCCCGUCAGAUUUAUACCUAUUCUGGAAUCGUACUCGUUGCCGUCAAUCCGUUUAUUGCUGUCCCGCUCUAUUCAUCCGAUAUCGUUCAAGCAUAUGCUGGAAGGAAGAAAGGAGAAUUGGAGCCACAUCUUUUCGCUAUCGCUGAGGAUGCGUAUCGAUGUAUGAUUCGUGAUCGACGCGACCAAACUGUUAUUGUCUCCGGCGAGUCCGGUGCGGGGAAAACGGUUUCAGCAAAAUAUAUUAUGAGAUAUUUUGCCACGGUCGAUGAUCCCGAUCGGCCUGGGAAAAAGAAGGGUGCAGAGGGAUCGGGUAUGACAGAGGUUGAAGAACAAAUUCUAGCCACAAAUCCAAUCAUGGAAGCUUUCGGGAAUGCCAAGACCACUCGAAAUGACAACUCGUCCCGAUUCGGAAAGUACAUCGAAAUCCUUUUUGACAACGAGCAAAAUAUUGUGGGAGCAAAGAUUCGAACGUAUCUGCUGGAGCGAUCACGUCUAGUUUACCAGCCUGAAACCGAACGAAACUACCACAUCUUUUAUCAGCUGAUUGCUGGCACACCACAAGCGGAGCGAAAACAGCUUGGUCUAGACUCGAUCAGCAAGUUCCAUUAUCUUAACCAGGGUGGACCGAGUGCGGAAAAGAUUGCUAGUGUCGAUGAUAAGAAAGAAUUCGGAUUGACUCAAGAAGCCCUCAGUACAGUCGGUAUUGGGAUGACGCAGCAAUGGGCCAUCUUCAAGCUAUUGGCCGCCUUGCUUCAUCUUGGAAACAUCGAAAUCAAUGCUGCCCGGACAGAUGCCUCGCUGAACGACGAUGAUCCCAGUCUGGUUCUAGCAUGUAAUUUGCUUGAGAUCGAACUUGGCGAAUUCAAAAAAUGGACCAUCAAAAAGCAAAUCAUCACUCGGUCCGAAAAGAUCGUCACCUCCUUGAGCGCCGCCGCUGCGAUCAGUGUACGAGAUUCCGUGGCAAAAUACAUCUACAGCAGUCUCUUCGAAUGGCUUGUCUCUGUCGUUAAUGGAAGUUUGUACAACACCGAUCUCGAUGAUAAGGUGGCCAGUUUUAUCGGUGUGCUCGAUAUUUACGGAUUCGAAUUCUUCAAGACCAAUUCCUUCGAACAAUUCUGCAUUAAUUACACCAAUGAGAAAUUGCAAGCCGAAUUCAACGCGCACGUGUUUAAGCUAGAGCAGGAAGAAUACAUCAGCGAGAAGAUUGACUGGAAGUUUAUCGAGUUCUCUGACAAUCAACCUACCAUUGACUUGAUUGAAGGCAAGCUCGGUAUUUUAUCUCUGCUAGACGAGGAAUCCAGGCUACCAUCCGGAUCAGAUUCGACUUUUGUCCAAAAACUCUACACCCAACUCUCCAAGCCAGAACACGCCAAAGUGUUCAAAAAGCCAAAGUUCGGCACAUCCGCUUUUACGAUCGCCCAUUAUGCGCUUGAUGUGACUUACGAGGGAGAGGGAUUCUUGGAAAAGAAUAAGGAUUCUGUCCCAGAUGAACACUUGACGCUCCUAUUUGCAACCCACAAUUCGUUCUUGAAGGAUAUACUCGAAAAAGCUCAGGAGAUCCGUAACACUCCCAAUGGCCAAGCUACGAUCGUCAACAGGUCAACCAUGGCUGCUUCGGACACCGCCACCUCGCCGAUGUCGCCCACGGCUUCGAGCAAACGCACGAGUCUUUUUGAUGGGCCAGCAUCGUCGAUCGUCUCAAAGCGCACUAGUGUUGCAACUGCCAUCAGCGGUGGCGCUUCCCCUCGCGCUUCAGGUCCUGUCAAGCGUGUAAUGGGUGGUGCGGCUGGCCCUGGUGGAGCAACUAAGAAGCCGACGCUGGGUUCGAUUUUCAAACAAUCACUCAUCGCACUAAUGGAAACAAUUGAUUCCACAAACGCCCAUUAUAUUCGUUGCAUCAAGCCCAAUGAGGCCAAGAGGGCUUGGGAAUUUGAUCCUCCGAUGGUCUUAGGUCAACUUCGUGCUUGCGGUGUGUUGGAAACCAUCAAAAUCAGUGCGGCUGGAUAUCCGACACGCUGGACAUUUGUCGACUUUGCUGAACGGUACUACAUGCUGAUAAAAUCAGAUCAGUGGAAGAAUGAUGUCAAGGAUGUCUGUCUGAGCAUUCUGAAGAGCACGAUCAAAGAAGAGAAUAAGUAUCAAUUAGGUUUGACUAAGUUAUUCUUCCGAGCGGGGAUGUUGGCAUACUUGGAACAAGUCCGAGGUGAUAGGAUCAAUUUCUUAGUCACUCUGAUGCAAAAGAACUUCUUGAGAGCAUUUCAUCAAACCAGAUACCGUCGAAUAAGGACGACCAUCUUAGGCAUUCAAUGUCUUGUUCGAAGGAAGAUUGCUGUUCAAAAGAAGGAGCGUGCCCGAGAAGAAAGGGCGGCGCUGAUGAUCCAGAAGGUCAUUCGAGCGUUUUUGGGCAGACAAAACUUCUUGAGGACUCGGAGUUUCGUUGUCCAAUUACAGAGCCGCAUACGUGGUGGCAAGAUUCGGUCGACUUUCGGUCAUCAAAAGACUUUUGUUUCCGCCUCCAGACUUCAGGCGUUAUUCCGGACCAUCCUGUGUAAACGGAAGUAUAAGGUUGAGAUCAGAAAAGUGGUAUUAAUCCAAUCUCUCCAACGGAAACGAAUGGCCCGACGGGAACUUUUAGCUUUGAAACAAGAGGCUAAAUCAGUUGUUCAUUUCAAAGAAGUCUCAUACAAGCUGGAAAACAAGGUGGUCGAGCUCACUCAAACCUUACAAAAACGCACUCAAGAGAACAAGUCCUUGCAAUCCAAAUUGAACGAGCUGCAAACCCAAUUGGAGAGCUGGAUGUCCAAAUAUGACGAAAUUGAUCGUCAAACCAAGGACUUGAAGACCCAGGUCGAUAAACCUACUGUCGAUCUACCCGAGUUCGAAGCGCUGGGCGAGGAGAAGAAGAAGGCUGAAUCCCAGUUGGCCGAAUCUUUGCGAAAGAUUGCUGAGCAAGACAAGCAUAUCACCAAGCUUACAAUAGAAUUCGAGAAGCAAUCGAAGGAAAUGGAGGAACGGCAGAAGCUCUUAGAUAGUAUGACUGUCAACGGCAGUGGCAACGAUGCAGCCACAGUGUCUGGAAUGAGACAGGAGUUGCUGAGUUUGCGGGAACAGCUCAGUCGGGCAUUGAACACUCAGAAGGCGAUUCCUCGAAGUGAUACCGCUUUCCACAUGUCGACUGGCCAGGGUCACCAAGCCAACAACCAUUCGGGUGGUCCGGCCCCACUCAACAUGAGCAUCACUGGAUCGCCUUCUUCACUGAGCCAGGCAAAGAGGAAACUCCGACGACACAGCGCUGAUGAUUUGGGACCAGAGGUCCUACCGGUGGUACCCACAACUUCGAGCGGACUGGCAAUCCCCGCCAACCGAUUCGACAAUCCUCGAGCGGUUUCGGUCGCGUAUGCUCAAACGCUCAACGUCCACCCCGAAGAUCAAUUGGAGGAUCCGUCGGAGAUCGUCAUGCGACUGUUGGAAGAUGAAGAGCCAUUGGACGAGGACGUCUUGGUCGGUCUAAUCAAGACUUUGAAAAUCCCGAUUCCUUCAAUACAAAACCCGCCUAGCGCCAAAGAAGUAUUGUUUCCAGCUCAUCUCAUCAGCUUGGUGACCAACGAAAUGUGGAAGUACGGCCUGAUGAGAGAAAGUGAACGUUUCUUGGCCAACGUCAUGCAGACCAUCCAGCAACACGUUAUGGGUUUCCAAGGAGAAGAAGCAAUCGUGCCGGGUAUCUUCUGGUUGUCGAAUGUACAUGAAGUCUUAUCGUUUGUGUGUAUAGCAGAAAGUGAUAUUCUACAAGGCAUUGGACCGGGAGUGGAUGGAGCUGGACGAGACUUCGACUGGGAUGACUACGAAAGACUGGUGACGAUCGUCAAACAUGAUCUAGAUUCAUUGGAAUACAACAUCUAUCACACAUGGAUGCAAGAGACGAAGAAGAAACUGCACAAGAUGGUUGUCCCCGCCUUGAUCGAAUCUCAAUCGCUGCCCGGAUUUGUGACGAACGAUAGCGGCGGGAGAUUGUUCAACAGGUUAUUGUCGGGUAACAAUCAACCCGCUUAUAACAUGGAGGAUAUCUUGAACCUCUUGAAUAAAGUUUGGAAAUCGUUGAAGUCCUAUUACGUUGAGCAAUCCGUCAUCCAACAAGUGGUUACCGAAUUGCUCAAGUUGAUCGGCGUAACUUCUUUCAACGAUCUCCUGAUGAGAAGGAACUUUUGCUCUUGGAAGCGAGCCAUGCAAAUUCAAUACAACAUUACCCGAUUGGAGGAAUGGUGCAAAUCACGCGAGAUGCCUGAAGGUACCUUACAGUUAGAACAUCUCAUGCAGGCAACGAAGUUGUUGCAAUUGAAGAAAGCAACGAUUUCGGAUAUUGAUACUUGCUAUGACGUCUGCUGGAUGUUGACUCCCUCGCAGAUCCAGAAGUUAAUAUUGCAGUAUCAUGUGGCUGAUUAUGAGAAUCCGAUCGCGCCUGAGAUAUUGAAGGCUGUCGCCUCAAGAGUGAUGCCGAAUGACAAGAACGACCAUCUGAUGUUACCACCUGAAGUCGAAGAAGCAGGCCCGUACGAGGUGCCUUUGCCGCGCGAAGUCAUGUCCCUUGAUACGUAUUGUCCUGCUUGGUUGAAUGUACCCCACAUACGCCGAUUGACCUCGGUCGUCACUUGA